GCUUACCAUCCUUCGUUGGUUCGGCAGGGCAGAAGGCAUCGCGCCUCUGUCUGUGUCAUCCCCCCUGCCUGCCUCCCGCCCUAGUAGGUCCAUGGCAAGGCCGGGCGACGUAGAACAAGAUGACAUGUGAUGGAUCGAAACGCAAGUGACAUAUUGCUGCUGCGCCUUAACUUUAGCCAUAGCCAGGGUCGGGGAGUGGGCAGAAUCAGGCACGGGCCAGGACGGGAGUGGGAGAAGGGCAGGCGAGGCGAGGGAUGAGGAGCAGGGAAAGGGGGUGAAGACGAGCGGAGGAAUGGCGACACAUUAGCUCCUUCUUUGCUUUCUUUACUUUUAUCACUCGGUUCCUGUCGUUCGUCAUUGUUCACGUUCUUGACAGGCGACGCAGACGCUGCCCACCCCCACCCCACCCCCGCUGGCUUUUAGUGUAGCUUGUUCGACCACCACCCGCACUCUCUCUGGUUAGUUUUUCACGCUAGUCGUCUAGACCUCAAGUUGUGGUAGGCAUUGCGCGUUCGGGUGUUGUUGCGUUGCGUGCUCGCUUGCUCGGCUCGCUCGCUCGCUCUUUCCUCGUGGUGUAUCGUAUCGGUUGGACGUGGAGAAGGAGAGGAUGCCGAAGCGCAGGCUCUCGACGCCAUAGAGCGUAGGCUCUUGCUUCCGGUCGCCGCACUCUGCCAGCGACCUCAGCGGAACAUCGUUUUCUUGGUGCAGUAGAAAGCAUUAGGAAGGAAUAGGUCUGGAGUGGUCGCGAAGCACUCACCCAUCUCGAAGUUGUUCUUGGUUCUCAUUCCUGUGAAGAUCGAUCGCCAAGGAAAGCUAUCACGGUUGGGCGUCGGUGACCCGAAGGUACUUCUUGUGACCGAGUCGAGGAAGUGGGGUGACUUUUUCACGACAUUAGCCGGUUUCAUCUUUGUAGGACGGACUGGUGUGGGGAAAACGUGUAGGUUUCAUUUUUGUAGUUUGUAGAACUUAGGACCUCGAGGCUCCUCUUUCAAGGGCUUUUGUUCAAUACCUGCAAUCGUAUCGACUUCGAUCUGCGAGUGCAUAAGUCCGUCUUCAAGACUUCCGGAGUGCUUUCACUGGCUUGGUGGAGUGGGGUUUGUGGUCCAAGAGAGGACCGUGAACGUUCCUGCGGUCGUUGGGGACGAUACGCGCCUCGAUCGUUGAGUGUUAGCUAGUUUGAGAGGAAGGUGCUGGUUGGGCACAGUCCAAAACCACCUUACCUCGUUGUGGUUUCGGAGCGAUCUAUGGCGUAUGUGCUCGUGGCGGCUUCUGUCCACAUCGGGUACAUUUGCCUUCAGUUUUUGUGAAGAGACGGAGAACAUAGGUAGUGCACGAGCGUUAUGGAAGUUCUCAGUGCUCGCAUGACCCCAGCAUUCAAAGGUGAGGAAAACGCUUACUACAAGAGGAUGUACGAGAGUAACAACAACAAUACCAACAACAGCAGCAGCAAGCACGCUCGGAAAGGAGAAAUGAAAGUUGAGCACCGUUCCGAAAGGGCUGUAAAUUACGAGGCAGGUCCAAUGAGAGAAAGCGGAGUACACAGGAAAGUCUACUCAGCUGGAGGGUCUCAAGGAUGGGAUGGAGGUAGCAGGAAGCCUGUCGCUGCGAGAUCGAUGGGCCGACCUGGUCACCUCGACGGUGGAAACAUGUCUACUGGUAAUCAACGGAGGAUUGAAAAGGUGCAAGAGUCCUCGGAUGAACUCGAAACAAGUCAGGAUAAUGCCCACGAUGAUUCAGAUAUGUCUGGCGAUGAAGAACCAGCCCCUGCACAGGCAGCUGAAGCGCCUCAAAAAUGGCCUAUUAUCCAGAUUGUUGAUCCUCCGGCUUGGCUACCUGAAGGCUGGACAGCAGUUCUUCGCACGCGAGAAAGCGGCUCCAAGGAUAAGUAUUACGUCGAUCCUGUAUCGCAACGCCGCUUUCGCUCCAAGACGGAGGUCAAUUACUACCUGCAGACUGGGAAGAGUUACAGAUACAAGCGCAAUUUGGCGUUGUUGACCAAACCUUUGAAGGAGGAUCCCGUCUCUCUACCAAACACUGUGCCGAUGAGAACUGUGAACUUGGAUGUGUCGAGCUCUCGCGAUAAUCCACAGACCCUUCCCUUCAUGAGUCCUUCUUCAUAUGGCGACCAUCGAAGCAUGGUAGCACCUCAGUCAAGGCCUGGUCAAGGACCUGAUGUGAGGCUCAGCAUGGGUCUCUCUGGCGCGGAACCCAUCAAGGUUGCGCCCGUUCGUAAUAAGCCAGGUCCUAAACCUAGAGUGAGAGAUGAAGAGACUGGGAGACCUUACCUUUCGACAGUGUCUAAGAGGAACAUUGUUGAAGAAAGGAAAGUAGCUGGCGGCUCUCAAGGUGUGGAAAACAGGGGCAAGCUUAUCUUGAAAUUGAAGCGUAAAACUUCAGAACUAGACGAAGGCCAAAAGAAUGGAAAGAAGCCCCGGCCGUUUGAAGUUGUUGGAGCAACUCCUACUCAAAGAUCGAGGAGCAGUACGAGUAGUGAAGAAGACAGGCAUCAAAAGCCAUGGCCUUUGGAUCACGCCGCGGAGUCUUCUAGGGUACAUUUGACGCCCAUUCAUGCCGCGAGGAAAUUAGGCAAAAGUGGUCCUGUCUGGCAUUACCCACCUGUGAACCAACAUACUAUGGGUGCUGGAAAUGGGCACAUGAGCAACCCUAACGGCCAAAGUCACCUACUGGAGAGAACAUCCGGUUCAGCGACUUUGUCGAUCACAGAUUCUGAAAAUGCCAAGUUUGCACACAAGAGAGAGUCUCCUGCCGAGCAGCUUCAGAGACUAGGGAAGAAGUUGUGUCAGCAAGCAGUUAUAGUUCUUAGAAGCGAGUAUUCUGGAGUGAAUACACUGCAACAGAUCAACCACGGACUGGGUGCUGCUAUGAACCAAGGGUAUUAUUCGGGACACAACUCGAAUUUUAAUCCUAGUUUCAAUGCCUUCAAUCCCAAUUUUAAUGCCGGGUUCAUCUCUCCUCCUCCCCCUCCAGCACAUUACCAUCAGCAACAACCAAUUAAGCGAAUGCGAGGUAGCUUACCGAAGGAAAAGAGCAUUUUACCCAUGCAGAAGUACGGAUUGGAUCAUCAUUAUCUGCAGCUUCCUCAGUCUGUUUAAAUUUACCAAAAGGAAGUGACAGUUUCACAGGAAGAGGCGGAUUAGGUCACUCGGAGUGAGUGGAGUACGAGAACAUAGACACCAGGCACCAUGUACAGCAAUUCCACCAACUGGUCUCCAAUUGUGAGUACUGUUGUAUACUAGUAUCAUUCAGUAGGGCUUUAAUCUCUUGCUUGUAGAGGAUGUAAUUUUUGGAAACCCUUUGCUCCGUGGCCUUCAAGGUUGGCUCUCGGAGCUCUGCUACCAUUUCGGAGCUCAAUGACUUCAUUUGACCGAUUGAUAGUUUUCAUGCUAUAAAGCAAUAGGCGUAUUGUCUUUGGUACCCAUACAUUUUUGCAAGCUCUGUCAAUUGGCUCUCCUCUUUGAGCCAGCUUGCGAUUUGUCAAAUUUCAGGAAGCGGUUGGUUUUGCAUGUGGAUGUUCUCAUCGGACCGUUUUGGGAUCAUAUAGUCAAGAA
Marchantia polymorpha subsp. ruderalis is the source of this 3569-nucleotide messenger RNA. The record is from the annotation of a GenBank genome assembly. NCBI's taxonomy places the organism in Eukaryota, Viridiplantae, Streptophyta, Marchantiopsida, Marchantiales, Marchantiaceae.